Messenger RNA from Penicillium cinerascens, 1587 nucleotides. Its product is annotated as putative GABA permease. Gene Ontology annotation, cellular component: membrane. The record is from RefSeq and is a predicted model, not a curated record. Gene Ontology annotation, biological process: amino acid transport; transmembrane transport. Bases 1 to 1587 code for a protein of 528 amino acids. Gene Ontology annotation, molecular function: transmembrane transporter activity. The transcript has 5 exons. NCBI's taxonomy places the organism in Eukaryota, Fungi, Ascomycota, Eurotiomycetes, Eurotiales, Aspergillaceae.
AUGUCAAAAGAAGAGGACAAUACGGUGUUUCAAGACGCUACCAACGAAGAUGUUCGUCUGGGGAACCUGGGUUAUGAGCAAGAGCUCAAGCGGUCAUUUGGCCUACUUAGUAUGAUUGGCUUCAGUUUCAGUGUCGUGACAUCAUGGACUGCUCUGAGCGGUGUUUUCAUCGUCGGCGUGACGUCGGGUGGUCCGCCAGUGAUGGUGUUUAGUUUCAUCGGUGUUAGUAUUCUGACUCUUGCGGUUGCCAUACCCAUGGCCGAAAUGUGCUCCAUGUACCCCGUGGCAGGAGGCCAAUAUUCCUGGGUUGCUGCUCUCGCUCCUCCACGAAUCGCUCGAGGUCUUUCCUAUGUGACUGGCUGGUUCAUGAUCAUCGGUAUCUUGGCAAUGGGUGCUACAAACAAUUCCAUCGCAUCGAACUUCGUGCUGGGAAUGGCAAAUCUGGUCUUUCCGGAAUACGAAAUCCAGAGAUGGCAAACGGUCUUGGUCGCCUACCUGGUCGCUCUUCUAUCGACCGCCGUCAACCUUUGGUGCUCCCAUCUGCUGCACAAGAUCUCAAAGUUUAUUUUGAUUUGGAACGUCGGUUCUUUCAUCAUUAUCACCAUCACACUUCUCGCCACGAACGAUCACCUGCAGCCCGCGUCCUUUGUAUUCCAAGAAUUUGAGAACUCGACUGGCUGGGGUACUGGGAUGGCUGCAAUUAUUGGUAUCCUGCAGGCAUGCUUUGGAAUGUGCUGCUACGAUGCACCUUCGCACAUGACCGAAGAAAUGAAGUACGCCUCUAAGGAGGCUCCUAAGGCCAUUGUGAUGGCUGUGGUUCUGGGUGCCGUCACUGGGUUUGCCUUCCUUCUUACUCUAUGCUUCUGCAUCGGGGACAUCACGCAGACCGCCGAAAGUAGCACCGGUGUCCCGGUCAUCCAAAUUAUCUAUGACUCGACCGGAAACAAGGCCGCCACUUGUAUCUUGUCUAGCAUGAUUGCCGUGAUUGUCCUUGUGGCUGGUAACAACAUUCUGGCUGAAGGAUCUCGUUCCGUCUACGCUUUUGCGCGUGACAAUGGCCUUCCUUUCUCGAAGGUCUUCAGCAAGGUUGACAGCAAGACCCAAGUUCCCGUCAAUGCUGUCAUCCUUACACUUGUUGUGCAGUUGGCUCUGGACGCCAUUGAGUUCGGCACAACAACUGGCUUCGAGACCGUCAUUUCCAUUUCGACGGAAGGCUUCUAUCUUUCCUAUGCGAUGGCUCUUGGGGCCCGACUGCUUGGCUACUACACCGGUCACGUCACCAAGCUCACCGGUCCCUACUCAUUCUCGACACCGGUGUCGAUCGGGCUCAACAUUGUGGGACUGCUGUUCCUGCUGUUCGCAGCCAUCACCUUCAACUUCCCUAGCACAGCCCCCGUCAACCACGAAUCGAUGAAUUACACUAGUGCUGCUAUUGGCGUGAUCGCACUUGUCAGCCUCAUCACAUGGGUGACAACUGGCCGUAAGCAAUUUACUGGACCCGGCGCUAUCAGCUUUUCGAGCGGAAAUAACACUGCUCAAAAAACUUCCGAAGUGGCUGAAACAGAGGUGGAAGAGAAAAAGACCUGA